UCUUUGAGACCGAAACACGGCGAGGUCCGACGCCGCGCCCUAUAAAAAUCCCCGCUUCGAGCUUCAGUACCCUGUUCGUUUCUCCAGUCCCUUUGGGUGAAUUCUUGUAUGUACUUCUCAGGGAGCGAGUGAAAUGGACGCUCGACAUCUCGACGGAGAAGGAGAAGACGCCGCUCCGGCUAUCAGAGCUCUCGGCUCUCUCUUCAAGCUCACUCAAGUCUUUCUCUGGGACUACGGCCCCUCGUCGGCGCAAGAACUUCCGCCUUCCGCCGGAGCCAGUAAUCCGCCUCACCGCGACGAGAAUGUCGCCUCAAACGUUUUCUCUACCUCCCCGGAUUAUAGUCCUUUACCAGAGGACUUGGAACUCAUCAGACAGAUGAACGAGCUUGGUCUUCCACUUGCAUUUCAGACCAGUAAGGAGAAGAAGAAUGGAACUUCUAAAGUGAGAAAAAAGAGAACACAUAAGAAGCAUGAUUAUGGAAAAGAAGAAAUUGAGAAUGAAGGAGCUCGAUUUCUGAAAGUGAGUGAGCCCGUUGUUGUAUCUCACACUGUUAUUCAUGAUAAUCCCAGUGGUUUUUUAUGUUCCAUGUCAGUGUCCGGCCAAAGUGAGAUCCCUUGCUAUGAUAAUGCAGUGGAUGCCAGGAUCUUUUGUUCCACAUUAGAUAACGAACAAGAGUCGGCUGAGAUCAGCUGUGUCAGCAAUGAAACAAUUUGCCCUGGCUUAUCAGAUGUGGCAAUUGAUUGCCAGAAUUGUCAUGCUGCUCUGACUGAUAAUGUGCCCAAGAAUAACUUGGCAGUUAAUCCUAACACAAAAGACUUUGAUGCUGGAGGUGGACUUUGGUCACGAAGUCCUUCAACUGAAGCGUUUGUUGACCGUGGCAGGGAAGAACUCAGUGGAAGCGAAGUAGAGUCCAAUUUGUUAGACCAUAUUUCACCUGCAAACCAUGUUGAAGCUGUUAUGACACAUUGCGACAGUUAUGAGAACCUUCGGUCAUUGGAAGAGGUUGCCAUUGGCCAAAGUACAGAGGUUCUUCAACAGGAGCCAAACAACAAUGGCAACUCAUGUAAUGGCAACUCAUGUGGAGACUGGAUUGUGUGCUGGGACUCUUUCUAUCAGAGAAAUUACUAUUAUAAUAGUACAACCCAGGUGUCAACAUGGCUUCCACCGCCUGGGAUGGAAGAUAUAGAGGCCGCAUUUAUUGAGAACCCAGAGUCCAAUGCUAGGCUUUCUGAGUUGACUAAGCAAGAUGUCAGCCUUUCAGUUUCUAGUGUUUGUUUGGUACCAGGAGAUACAUGUGUUUUUCAGCGUACUGUAGAUUCAUCCAUGGAUCGUGAUAAAUUACUUGGUCAACCAUUUGCUGAAGGUGAUUCCAUCAUCUUGAAAGAUUGCAGAGAAGAUGCCACUUCACGAAGACUAGGUCAUAUCAGCAUUACGAAUGGCCCAUCCGAAAUAUCUCUUGAGGAGAAUAAUUUAUUGGUGGAAGUUGGGGAUUCUCUAGAUAACUUGCAUUCACUGUCUGGCUCUCAUAAAAGCAAAUUGAAAACAGUUGCAAGAAAUAGGAGGAUACAAAGGAAGUCAUUGCAUAUCAAUGAAGACCUGAGCUUUCCUCUGAGUGAAGAGUACUGCACCGUCAUUGAAAAAUAUUGGUUUCAGAGGUAUCUCCUCUUUUCAAGAUUUGAUGAAGGUAUCAAAAUGGAUGAGGAAGGAUGGUUUUCUGUUACUCCUCAGUCUAUUGCUAGGCAUCACGCAGUUCGUUGUGGUGGUGGAAUUAUAGUGGAUGGUUUCACGGGAGUCGGUGGGAAUGCCAUCCAAUUUGCACGAAUGGGCAGACACGUAAUAGCAGUCGACAUCGAUCCAAAGAAGAUUGAAUAUGCACAACAUAAUGCCGUCGUGUAUGAUGUUGAUGGUGAAAUAGAUUUUGUAAAAGGAGAUUUCUUCAUUUUGGCGCGGAACUUGAAGGCAGAUACCGUCUUCUUGUCACCUCCUUGGGGCGGUCCUGGUUAUACCAAAGUAAAGACAUACAACAUGAAGACGAUGCUCAAGCCGCAUGAUGGAUUUUUCCUAUUUAACGUUGCCAAAAAAAUUGCUUCCAAAGUGGUCAUGUUCCUCCCAAAAAAUGUUGAUCUGAACCAAUUAGCUGAGCUUGCUCUUUCAGUUCAACCUCCAUGGUCUUUGGAGGUCGAGAAGAACUACUUGAAUGGUAAGUUAAAGGCAGUGACUGCUUACUUCAGCAACACAGAGAUCUGCAGAAAAUAGCCACGAAAAUUAGUUUUGAGAUGGUGGGUUAAAGGGCCGCAUGAAGAUAAGUGUCUCUUCUUCAGAUCAUUAGCAUGUACAGUUAUCGAAAACCCUUUUUGGAUGUCAUGGAUGUCUUAUGGCAGCACUGUCGAUUUUUAAGAAUUACCAACCAAUGCUUCUGCUCAAUCGGUGUACUUAACUUUGUCCACUGUUGGAACGAUCUGUCAUCUACAGUUCUUGGGAAACUUAUUGAAAUUAUGGAUCAUGGUGUUGUCCCUAUAAGUUGCAACACCCGACUAUGGAAAUGCCAUAGUGAAAAUUGCAAUUUUGU
Messenger RNA from Rhodamnia argentea, 2570 nucleotides. RefSeq lists its product as uncharacterized. The record is from RefSeq and is a predicted model, not a curated record. Bases 134 to 2257 code for a protein of 707 amino acids. NCBI's taxonomy places the organism in Eukaryota, Viridiplantae, Streptophyta, Magnoliopsida, Myrtales, Myrtaceae. Gene Ontology annotation, cellular component: nucleus. The transcript has 11 exons. Gene Ontology annotation, biological process: 7-methylguanosine cap hypermethylation; 7-methylguanosine RNA capping. Gene Ontology annotation, molecular function: RNA cap trimethylguanosine synthase activity; protein binding.